Messenger RNA from Penicillium angulare, 498 nucleotides. RefSeq lists its product as uncharacterized. The coding region runs from base 1 to 498 and encodes 165 amino acids. The record is from RefSeq and is a predicted model, not a curated record. The transcript has a single exon. Lineage: Eukaryota; Fungi; Ascomycota; Eurotiomycetes; Eurotiales; Aspergillaceae.
AUGUGCCUCUCAUUUCGUGAUACUAUGCAAAGGGUGCGGAGGAUCUUUCAGCAGCCGAUAGAUAUUAUCUCUCCACCCCCUCCUGAGAUGUGGCGCCUUUUCGUUGCCCUCAACAAAGACCCAUCCGAAAGCUUCAACUACAAAGAGACCGACCAGUACAAACUUGAUGUCGGAUUCUUCGACCUAGCAAUUGAUAAGAUCGACUCCUUCCCCUGCCUCUUCUCAUCUUGCGCAAAAGAAAAACUGGAUCUCUACAGUUUAGACUUGGGUGAUAAAAACACUAAGGACUCCACCCUAUCCAUCGAGAAGAACAUUGGAAAAACAGACUUCAAAUCUUUCGGUGGUACCCCAGUCUCACAUUUCCGACGCUUACGCCUUCUCGCGGAUCAUUUAGUCCGGAUGGCAUCUGAAUAUCGAUUUAGGAGGAUGACAAAGGAUGGGAAUUUUGAUAGCAAGCCUCUCGCAUUCACUAUCUGUCAAUGGAGAGAGUUUGGGUAA